Molecule: messenger RNA, 522 nt
Organism: Moesziomyces aphidis
Lineage: Eukaryota; Fungi; Basidiomycota; Ustilaginomycetes; Ustilaginales; Ustilaginaceae
Source: the annotation of a GenBank genome assembly
AUGCAUCGGCUCGCAUCUGCACAACAGCCGGCCACAACGCCGCCGCUUGCCCUACCGCCGGCAACCCUUCUUGACUGCGGCCAGCAGGGUCACAUCUCGUCGCAGUGCGGCAUGGAGGCUCAGCCCAAGACCUGCUACAAGUGCAACGAGACCGGCCACAUCAGCCGUGACUGCCCCUCCAACCCCGCCCCUUCUUCCGGCGGUGCCGGUGGUGAGUGCUACAAGUGCGGCCAGCACGGCCACAUUGCCCGCGCUUGCCCCACCGGUGGCAGCGCUGGCGGCGCCUUCGGUGGCUCGCGCGGCGGCCGCAGCUGCUACAACUGCGGCGGCUUCGGUCACCUUUCGCGCGACUGCACCUCGGCCCCCAGCGGCGGCUCCGGCGCCGGCUACGGCGGUCAGCGCUGCUACAACUGCAACGAGACCGGCCACCUCAGCCGCGACUGCCCCAAGCCCCAGACCAAGAGCUGCUACCGCUGCGGUGCUGAGGACCAUCUCUCGGCUGCCUGCCCCACCGCCGCCUAA